CUAGUGCGGUUCUGACCUGCUCAGACUAGGAGGGGCUUUCUCCAGUCUCCAGCCUGCUACAAAACAACUCGAGCUUUGACUGCAGGGCUGUGAUCGAAACGAUCUUUAAGUGGCCGUGUGAGUGUGGGCAGAAGUAUGGAGGCUCCGCUUGUCUGUCUCGAUGAGGAGUUCGAGGAUCUCCGGCCGUGCAAGAUGGAGGAGCUGGAACCGGAACUGGCACCUCACCGACCUUACGGGACAAUCCCUCUGGCUCCGCUGUGCCGGGAGGACUUCUCCGAAUUGGAGAACUUCUCAGAGAUGAUGAGUUUCAAGUCCAUGGAGGACCUGGUGAACGAGUUCGACGAGAAGCUGAACGUGUGCUUCCACAACUACAACACCAAGACAGAGGGAUUGGCUCCGGUACGCAAUCAGUCGCAUGCAGAGGAGGAUGAGGAGCGAUUGCAGGAUGAAGAUGUGUGGGACGCUCUGACUGAUAACUAUCUGCCGUCCUCUGUGUCCAGCUGGGAUGGCCCGAAUUCAGAGACACUGAAUGGCAACCUUUCAGAUGAUGAAAUACACGAAAAAGAGGAGGAGGAGAUGAAUGAGAAGAAUGAAAAUGCUAACUGUCUGAAUGAAGAACCUCUCAUCACAGCUGACCAGGUGAUAGAGGAGAUUGUUGAGAUGAUGGAGAACUCUCCUGACCCGGGCGAGACUGAGGAAGAGGAGGAGGAAGAAAGCGGAAUCUCCUCCCCUAAGACUAAUCCCUCUCUCCUGGAGGAGAUCCGCAUGCUGUCUCAGGCUGCCAACAACAACAACUGCUCCUACGAAGGAUUAAGACUGAUGCCGAGCUCGGAUCUGCUGGAGCUGCUGGGCCGUGUGGAAAUGGCAGUGAGGGAGUACUCAGAGGAACUGGUGGCUCAAUUAGCACGGAGAGACGAGCUCGAGUUUGAGAAGGAGGUGAAGAAUACAUUCAUCACGGCUCUCAUGGAGGUGCAAAACCGGCAGAAGGAGCAGCGGGACCUCAGCAAGCGCCGGCGCAGGGACAAGGCCAUGAGCCUGCAGGGGUCCGGCCGCUCCGAGAAGACCGGCAUGCCAAUGAAGCGUUUCAGUAUGGAGGGCCUGUCUAACAUCCUGCAGACGGGGAUCAGACAGACUUUUGGAAACUCAGGGAUGGACAGACAGUAUCUAAACACAGUGAUCCCAUAUGAGAAGAAAGGAGCUGCUCCAUCUGUUGAGGAACUUCAAAUGCUGACAAAAAUCCUUUAUGCCAUGAAGGAGGACAGUGAGAAAGUCCCCACCUUGCUAACUGACUACAUACUAAAAGUUCUGUGUCCCACGUAAGCAGCUAUAUGGUCUGUCCUGUCUUUGGGGCUGUGAGGAAGGCUGGGGUCUGCCUCACUCUCACUCUCGCUCUCUCUGUGCUUCAGUCCCAGCUGCAUGAGCUCCUUAACCCUUUCAUCAACAAGGGACCCUUAAAAUCUAACCAUCCACCCUUUUGCUUAGCUUAAUCCAGCUCAUCUCACUGUCCUUCCUGCGUGUGCACAUAUCCACAAGGCCAGUACAGCAGAGCCUGGUGCUUUCCUAUUUUUUUGUAUACUUAUACAAUGGGCAAAAAGCCAUAUGGAGCAUGUUAGGAGGAAACAGACGAAUAAGAAUCCGUUUCCAUCAUUGAUCAGGUAUUCUCUAUUCCUCUCUCUUUUUUUUUUUUAAAAAAGAUAAGCCUACAUGAGGGCACUAUGUUUCUUCUUGUCU
This is a messenger RNA of Ictalurus furcatus (blue catfish), 1731 nucleotides long. RefSeq names its product fasciculation and elongation protein zeta 1 (zygin I) (gene fez1). NCBI's taxonomy places the organism in Eukaryota, Metazoa, Chordata, Actinopteri, Siluriformes, Ictaluridae. Bases 136 to 1320 code for a protein of 394 amino acids. Gene Ontology annotation, cellular component: axon; cytoplasm. The record is from RefSeq and is a predicted model, not a curated record. The transcript has 10 exons.